CGUACCUGCGACACCUGCGUGUGUAAUUCGCGUUCUGUGUUUUUUUGGCAAUUGUCCAUUCCACGGGAGUUGAUUACGACGAGCGGGAAGCACAAAGGGCAUGAAGCCAUGACGUAGCCACCAUCAAGUUUGGGAAGAGGCGUUACUUGGGAAAAAAUCAUGAUGUGGCUGGCUCUGACAUUCCUGCUGGUUGCUAUUGGGCUCGAGGGAGUCUGUGGACAGAGCAACUAUGCCUCCCAGGGGAAUAGCAUUGAGCCUCAGCCUGGACUACCACCGAGCACUGUGCUCGAUGGAAAAGUCACAAAGCUCGAUGAAUUAUCACCGAUAAUAUAUUUAAAUCGAACGAAGGCAUAUCUUAACUGCAGCCAGGGGAGUAUGGAAGUGGAGUUGAAAUUUCAAGAGCCUUUUUAUGGUGUUGCCUACGCGGAUUUCGAUAGAAAUAGCGCGUGCUUUGUCAGGGGACGUGGGCUGGAUCAUGCCAACUUGCAGCUGCCUUUAAAAGGAUGCGGCACAAAACAAGAUCCACAAAGAGUCUUCACGAAUAAUAUUGUAGUGAGAUUCCACCCGGGAUUGGAAAUGGAUGGGGACGAAGUCAUUACGAUAAUCUGUCGAUAUCCACCACCGGUUACUCCGAAACCGGACCCAAUUCCUCUGCCAAUCGCACCGGUCCUGACCCCAGCGCCGAGCCCGCUGAACGGUCUCCAAAUUCUUCUGACGAUAUGCGCCCUCCUGUUCCUCUCCCUCCUGCUCCUCGGUCUAGGCUGCUCGUACCUCUGCCUAAAGCGUCGAAACGUCCGUGUAAUCCACCGUCACCCCCUCGAGAGUGCAUCCGGCUCGGAGAUAACGAAGCUAUCGCAGUCCUCCCUCGGUCACAUCUCGAUGUUCGAGGGUCUGAAGAUUCCGCGAGCACACGCUCUCCUGCACGCAACAGCCUCCUCCUCAGGUAGCGAAGCGAACCUCGUCAUCGACCACUCAGACACCCUUCCCAGCGAUUACCCGAGUGAGAGCCACUCCGAGGUGGGCAUAGAGACGACACACGCUUACGGCUUCGAGGAGGUAAUCCACUCGAGCAGAUCAACCACCUCAUUAACCCCGGGAUUAUCCCACGUCGACGACAUGCGAUCGCUGCCGCUCUCCUCAGCAGGUUCCUACGACAACAAAGCCUUCGUCCACAGCCAGGACAUGCGUGCCACCAGCUCCAUCUACUCGGAAACCCUAGCUGACGUGGAGACGUCAGGAAUGACAAGUGUAACUGCCUCCAGAGUAUCCGUCCCUCGUCACCCAGUGGCUGUUCCCAUCUCGCCCAAAUUCGACGUACAGAUGAGAGUCAAGCGAGCACCACCACCGCCACCAAGUCCCCUCCCCUCGGAGUCGGACGCAAGUACAGCCCUCGAGAGAAAUCUAACCACAAUCCUAGAGAGAGAAGAAACCACUCGAUCAAUGGAAACCCCAACCCCAAGAAUGACAACCUUCUCGUACGUCCCGGAGCUUCACGGACCACCGAGCAGUACAAUCUCCCGUCAGCAGACCCCUCCGGUCUACUCGAGAAUCCUGAGAAAGCAGGCGGAACGCGAGAGUUACGAGAUAACUUCACAUCCCCAGCCAUCAGCCACAAUUCACCGACCAAGAACGCUGAAGACAUUGGACGAGUUCAGCGAGACCAGAACUAUGACAGAAGUGACGGACGCUUCUCACGCUAAAUACCGUGUGGCGAGUAUUCUCGCACCAACACCACCUCCACCACCGCCGAUAGCGCCGACACACGCGUCGAUACAGCAGCGAGAUCACAUGAGGGAGGAAGUUGAACCCUUGGUCGAGCCAGUCGUCUCGCCGAGAAGACCGGAGAUAACGACUCAUGAGGUGGACGACGUCUUCUUGCGAACGGUGACCGAGAAGAAGACCAUCGAGGAUGUCGAGAGACACCGGAGACAGGUGACUGAGUACCGCGCAAGACCCCAGCCGGAUCCAAAGUGGGAUGUCACAAUCAGAAAUUACCCGACUCAGGAGCUGCCACCACCUCCGCCGCAGUGGGAGAACUUCUCCGACGUCAGUUCAGCGUCGAAUUUGACGAUAACGAAUGAGCCGGCUCACAGACAUAUGGAGGACGUCGACUCGACGAUACAGCCGACGUACUCUCGUGCGGAGAUACCUUCAAGGUCACCUAUGGGGCUCGACGAUGGUGAUGACAAUUGGGAGACGCUGUCGCGGGUGCUGGAGCCUCAGUACGCCGGCGAGCUGACGGAGGACGAUCGCGAAAAGUGGCGGGAAGUCAUAACGACUGAGAGUAGUCUGAGGACUCUCCUGCAUGAGGCUGUCGUCAAGGAGGACUACGACCUGAUUAGGAAGGACGAGAGGUACCAGACGCUGUUCCCAGAGACCAAGUGGGAUGUCAUCAUUCGGAUCCUGAGCCCUCCAGCCACUUCGAUAGGGUCCAGCAAGAGCGGGCAGAGGUACAAGCGAGGGAAGGGCUCGGAGUGGGACAGUAGGUCCAGGAGGUCCUCUCUGCCGACUUUGUACGAGUACGACAGCGACGGCGGGACCUCCAUCAGGACUCACGACGUCCCUGGGGUGCCGUCAGAUGAGAGGAGACGACUCUCCUCCGCCAGGGGGGGCAGCGAGGUCGACCUAAGGUCAAUGUCAGAGACCAUUCGGGACUUCAAGAUGCAGAGGGAUGACGUGAGCUUGAGCUCCUACGAUGCCGACUCAAUCGUCAGGUCUCUCAGUCAACCCAGCUUGGUGCGGUCUGGCUCGGAGUUCACGGAGCACUGGGGGUUGCCGGCCAGGAACCUCAGGGCGUGGGCACCCGAGCCGGAAGAGACUGCUAGCUCUCCCGAGACAACGCCCAGAGCUGUCCGGAGGGGGGACAGGGUCGAGGUGAUGACGUCCUUCAACUCUGGGCCGAGGCAGGGCCCGAGUGGGGUCACUACCUUUGCUAGGUCCACUAGGUACGAGAGGGAAACUGUCAGGGUGGGGGAGCAACCGAGGUCCAGCUGGUUCAAUGACGAUUCGGAACCCGAGAUGCAGAUUUGAACGAACGAAAUUAUCAUGCUUGCCGAUGGUUGCAGGUCAAAAUGAGAGAACAUUAACACUUAAUACGUAAUAUCAACGUAUUUUGAUUUCAAAUAAGGUUGUUUGAACUGUAUUCGGUAAAGAAACGGAAGACAACAUGAAGAAGUACAAUUUUUCAUGUGUAAACAUCAGUUAAUCAUAGACUCAACGCUCGUUACACUAAGAGAGCGAACUGCGCACCUCAAUUGUUGGGGCGUCCGCAAGCUGUCGUUAGUGGGGUUGUCCCUGACGAUGAGAUAGGAAAUGAGGAAUGAGGAAUACACGGUACAGACAGGAACAAGGACGUUUACACAUGAAUUUUAAGUACUUCCGAAGAGACUCGCGUCGGUUUUUUGUAUCAGAUUCUUGUUAUUCUGACCUGCCAACCCUGCCGAAUUAUUGAAUAUAGAUACACUUGUUAUAUUCAUCACUGCCCAGAGAUAUUUUUAACUGAUGGUAAAGACAUAAUUCUUAAUGAUUGAAUUUUAUAAAAACGCGGAAUCGUCACAAGUCAUUAUAGCAACAUGGAUCAACUGCCCGAACGAUUCCUUGCCAAUUUUUAUUUUUCUUUUUUCAAUCCUUCGAUCUUUUUGGGUCGACCGCCGGAUUUUCCACUUGCCACUCGCAAAAUACCUUUUUGAUAACUUUUUUUUUCAAUGAAAAAUCGAGUGGGACUGUAGAGUCCGGCUGCACCGGGCCACUUCCGUUUCGAUGAUCGUGUAUUAGAGAAAUGUCGUAACGGAAGUGCCUGGAAAUGUCUCUUAGUCGCGUAACACUUGGCUUCCUAAUAAGAACACCUUUCGUAUCACGUAAUAACGAAAAUAAGCAGAAUAAAAAUCGAUAAAUCGCCAAUUGCCCACGAGCGCUAGUGAUAAUAGUCGCAUAAGUGAAAACGAAAAAAAAAGGUAAAAAUAAAUGAAAAGAAUUAAAAACAACGGUGCUGGGUCCACGCUUCCUCUAAUGUAGAAAUACAAUAGUUCGUAAGAAAUUGUCUUUUUAUAAACGUGAACGAAACGUACUAUGAACGAAAUAAAAAAAAUUGUUGAUGCUGAGUAAAGGAAUAAUGUUGUGCAAUAGGAUGAGGGAUAACAUUCAGGGGCAUAAUUCUCCGGUAGAAAUGUAUCAAGGGGGAGAAAAAUAUAUAAAUGAGGUGGAAGAAAAGGUAAUUGGGUCGGCUGAUGCCUGCGACCCCGCUGGCACCAGCGCAGAUGAGAAGAAAGGAAAACAGGGAAAAUGUUUAAUUCAGGUCUUCUAGUGAGCUUCUUCAUGAAUGUCGGACCAUCAUCCCUUAAUUAAUCGCACGAACUUGUUUCCUCUUGCCAAUUUUUCUUCGACUUAUUCAAUACAUAAAUUUAAUAAAGAUAUUUUUAAUCGAAAAAUUGAUGAAUUUUUAUUUUUCUGGGAAAUUCAUUAUUUAAAAAUUUUUUUUCUCUCAAUUUUGACGGAAUUGUAUUUAAAAAUCAAAAUCUAUUUAUUUUUUUCGUGUUAAAACGACAGAAAAUACGAAAAUGUGGCUUCAAAUAUUUUUAGAUCUUGAGAUAUUUUUCAAAAGCUGAAAACACCUCGACUUUUGCAUCAACUCCUUUUCCUUAAGUAGCUCCUAAAUUUGUAAAUAAAAAGUAAUGUUGAAAGGACGUAGACGAGGGGAAGAAUAACCGUAACGAGGAGAAAAUAUUCAGUCAUUUAGCUGCAUUAGUUUGCAAAUUUUCCCCACGAGAAUGAGAAUAAAUUCCACAAUUUCAAAGUUUUUACACCGAGCAAACUUGUAUAUUCACUGUAUCGGAAUUUACUAUAACAUUACGGAAUAAAUAAUGCUUCUACUACCACAAGUUGAUUGCAAUUUCUCAUCCCCUUCGCUCUUGAAACCACAACCCCACAAAGUGGAAUUAAAAAAUGGGAAAUAAAUAUAACCCGAUGAUUCGAUAGGGAUUUCCCACGAAUUCAUUCUGUCCGGGGAUAAUCCGAUUCUGGUCACGUGAAAAUCCCGGACGGAAAACCGCAGAAUAUAUUUCCAACCGUCAGCCCCAAUUUCCCGGUGUCGUUCAGGAGAAUAAAACAAAAUUUGAGGGAGGAGAAAUGGAGUGACAGCAGGGCUGAAUGUGUGAAGUGGAUAUGAAUCUCGUGGUUUCUGUUUCAUUGCCAUUGAGGAGGUGGGAUUCAGGGGAGAUUGGAGCACAAUAGUGUCGAGAUGGAUUUUUUUUCUUGUGGCAGAUGUCGUUUGUAAAAUUUCAUCGUCUGGUAGGGUGUAACGAGAAGCUCGAGACAGACAUCGAUUCACUUCUGGGAGAGUGACACAAUGCCUGGAGGAAGGAACAAUACCUGAAGA
Messenger RNA from Diachasma alloeum, 5374 nucleotides. RefSeq lists its product as uncharacterized. The transcript is spliced from 5 exons. Bases 160 to 3030 code for a protein of 956 amino acids. The record is from RefSeq and is a predicted model, not a curated record. Lineage: Eukaryota; Metazoa; Arthropoda; Insecta; Hymenoptera; Braconidae.